Molecule: messenger RNA, 492 nt
Organism: Scheffersomyces stipitis CBS 6054
Lineage: Eukaryota; Fungi; Ascomycota; Pichiomycetes; Serinales; Debaryomycetaceae
Exons: 2
Source: RefSeq, a predicted model, not a curated record
UCCAGUUCUAAGGAUUACCACAAGAUCUACGAAAAGUAUCAUGACAAGUUCAAAAAAGUCUAUGCACAAAGUAUCCGGCUCUUUGAGUCGGAAAAAUCACAGCGACAGACUCUCGCCUACUACCAGCGGAAAAACCAGGCUCUUUUGCGAGUAUUAGAAGAAUUUGAAACUGCCAAUGGAUACAAGGAAGAACCCGAUUCUGUGGAGCAGAUCUUCGCUGGCGGUGAUCGCUCGAGAUUGGAAAAAAUCGUCCAACAGGCUCCACAUCUCGCUUCGUCAUUAGGACCAAUUUUUCAGCUCAUAGCUGAAAACCUGAUUCUGGUCCAAAAACGCCACUACAUCAACUUGUACAUUAACGAAACCGUUCCCGACUUGAUCAAUGAUGACUUGAUCAGUAUAGAAACAAAUCCCCAGGACCCAGAAAGCUGGACCCGUCGUCAUUAUCCAAACUUGACCACGUCCAAGUUCAAGCCAGUGCAUUUCCCUGCUAAU